CAUCUAAUGAUAAAUAACCAGUAUUUUCAUAGCCACAUUGGAUGUGAUGUCACAAAAGCCAACAACUUUUUUUUAAAGGUACGUCAGUAUAGAAAUAAUAUUUUCCACUCAAGCAGCAUGGAAUUAGAAGAAAGUGAGGCCAAUUCAUAUAUUGACGAUAUGAUAGCAGUUUUACAAGAUGGUAAAGAGCUAUUACAACAACCAGAUGCCCAGAUAGCAGUGAAUAAACUUCAAGAUCUGAAGAAGAAAGAUUUCAUUAUUACCACUGAAAGCUUUGAUGAAAUUCUAAGAGAAAUUAAGGAAGAACUGGCAAAAAUUCUGAAAUCGACAGAAAGUGCUGCAACUAAAGAAGAAUAUGAUGAUCUGAAGAAGAAGCUAAUAGACCUUGAAGCCAAGAUGUCUGGUGAAAAGGAGGGAAAGCUGGAAAUUGAAAAAGAACUUGAAGGACUAAAGAAAACAAUAAAAGAACUUGAAUUCCAAAUGUCUCAGGAAACACUUGAGAAAGCCGAAUUGAAAAAGAAAUUUACUGUUCUAGAGAUACUUGUAUCAGAACAGAAAGAGGUAAAACAAAUUUCCUUCUGUUUGUUAACUAAAAUGAGCCGCGUCACGACAAAACAAACAUAAUGUGUUUGCGACCAGUGUGGAUCCAGACCAGCCUGCGCAUCCGCGCAGUCUUAUCAGGAUCCAUGCUGUUCGCUUACAAACCCUAUAACAAGUAGAGAAACUGAUAGCGAACAGCAUGGAUCCUGAUCAGACUGUGCGGAUGCGCAGGUUGGUCUGGAUCCAUGCUGGUCGCAAACCCAUUAUGUUGGUUUUGUCGUGACGCGGCUCAAGUGAUGUAUGUUAAGCGUAUACAUGUAUAUAGACAUCUUUCCAUUAAAGAAGGUCAAGACAUGAUAGGUAAUUGUAAAGAAAUUACUUUAUGAUUUAAGUUCUUGUAGUAAUAUACUUUAAAUUACUUUAUGAUUUAAGUUCUUGUAGUAAUAUACUUUAAAUUACUUUAUGAUUUUAGUUAUUGUGGUAAUAUACUAAUAAAUUACUUUAUGAUUUAAGUUCUUGUGGGCCAUGUGGUAAUAUACUUUUAACUGAAAAAAAAAAAAACCAGAUUUAUCCCAUGUACAAUGGGUACAAAAUGUAUAUAGCCUUAAUUAUCCAAUGCUUACAAAUAUUGUUGGAAUUUUUAAAAGUAAAUUUUCCAAAAUCCCCGUAUGAAAAAAAAAAGUUUUAGCAUAUUUCCUGAAAAGCAUAUGGCACAUGCAGAAACUCCUUGCUUAAAGGGAUAUUCAGGCAAAAAAUCAUAAUGAUCUUAUGUACUCAAAUCACGCUAAAAUGACAUUUCUUAAAGUCCCAGCAUGAAAUUCUGUUUUAAUUUUAUUUAUUUUUGGUUUAACGCGUAAAUUUAUCUAUAUAUGUUUAACAAAAUUUAGAAGCCAACAGAAUCACUGAAUAGUUUAAAGACAAGUCGUGUGACUUGAACAAACUCUUGAAGUUACAAUAACAGAUAUUGUGGAUAUUGUAUGAUAGAAACAAGUGUAAGUCAUUCAUUUGACAUGUUCUUUAAUGUUUCCAGAGUUCACUGUGCCAACUAUUGUGAAAUCUUAGCGCACUAACCUGACCCAUGCGGGUCAAGUUAGGAAACCACCAUUCUAUUCUUUAUAUGGAGAAAAGUUAUGUUCCUUUGACUGUCUUAUGUAUUCAUUUUGAGGGCAUUUACAGAAUAAUGAAUGGAAAAAAAAACAAAGUAAGAAAUUAAAAUGUUGCCUUUGUCCCCCUUUAAAGGCCAAAACUCAUUAAAAAAAGGUCAAACUUAAAAGUUGAAUAUAGCUAUUCUUACCCUGAUGAAGGUCAAACAUAUAAGGUUUAAUGUAAGCUGGCUGAGCUUCCUAAUGGUGAAGGUCACAUUUAAAAGGUUUAAUGUUAGCUAUGCUUACGCAUCAUUUAAUGUAAGCAGUUCUUGCUCAUGGUGAUGGUCACACUUAAAGAUUAAAUGUUAGCUAUGCUUGUUCAUAGUGAAGAUAACACUUAAAGUUUUAUGAUAGCUAUGCUGGCUUAUGGUGAUGAUCCCACUUAAAAUGUUAGCUAUCCUUGUUCAUAGUGGAGAUCACACUUACAGGUAAAAAUGUAAGCUAUGCUGGUUCAUAGUGGAGAUCAAACUUACAGGUAAAAUGUUAUCUAUACUGGCUCAUGAUGAAUAUCCAACUUAAAGGUUAAAUGUUAGUUAUGCUUGCUCAUGAUGAAGAUCACAUUUAAAGGUGGAAUGUUAGCUAUGCUUGAUCAUGGUGAAGGUCACACUAAAAGGUUAAAUGUUAGCUAUGCUUGCUCAUCGUGAAGGUCACACUUAACGGUUAAAUGUUAGCUAUGCUUGCUCAUGGUGGAGAUCACACUUACAGGUUAAAUGUUAGCUAUGCUUGCUCAUGGUGAAGGUCACACUUAAAGGUUGAAUGUUAGCUAUGCUUACUCAUGGUGAAGAUCACACUUAAAGGUUAAAUGUUAGCGAUGCUUGUUCAUGGUGAAGGUCACACUUAAAGGUUAAAUGUUAGCUAUGCUUACUCAUAGUGAAGAUCACACUUAAAGGUUAAAUGUUAGCUAUGCUUACUCAUGGUGAAGAUCACACUUAAAGGUUAAAAGUAAGUAUGCUUGUACUAAGUGAAGGUCACACUUAAAGGUUAAAUGUUAGCUAUGCUUGUACUUAGUGAAGGUCACACUUAAAGGUUAAAUGUUAGCUAUGCUUACUCAUGUUGAAGAUCACACUUAAAGGUUAAAUGUAAGUAUGCUUGUACUUAGUGAAGAUCACACUUAAAGGUUAAAUGUUAGCUAUGCUUGUUCAUGGUGAAGGUCACUCUUAAAGGUUAAAUGUAAGCUAUGCUGGUUAAAUGUAAGAUUUGCUUGCCCAUAAUGAAGAUCACACUUAAAGGUUAAAUGUUUGCUAUGCUUGUUCAUAGUGAAGAUCCUACUUAAAGGUUAAAUGUAAGCUAUGCUGGUUAAAUGUAAGAUUUGCUUGCUCAUAAUGAAGAUCACACUUAAAGGUGAAAUGUUAGCUAAGCUGGUUCAUGGUGAAGGUCACUCUUAAAGGUUAAAUGUAAGCUAUGCUGGUUAAAUGUAAGAUUUGCUUGCUCAUAAUGAAGAUCACACUUAAAGGUGAAAUGUUAGCUAUGCUUGUUCAUAGUGAAGAUCACACUUAAAGGUUAAAUGUAAGCUAUGCUGGUUAAAUGUAAGAUUUGCUUGCUCAUAAUGAAGAUCACACUUAAAGGUGAAAUGUUAGCUAAGCUGGUUCAUGGUGAAGGUCACAUUUAAAAGUUUAAUGUCAGCUAUGCUUGCUCAUUGUUAAGGUUACACGUAAAGGUUAAGUAUGAUAUCUUGUUUGUUAUGUUAGCCUUAGGGUUUGCCUUACCUAUCGAAUGAUUUUCUUCAAUCAUUGCUUAGUUUACACAAUUCAGCACUGAUAAAUGUUGAGAUUGUUGUCCAGGGACAAAUUUUGUUUCAAAAUAAGGUAUAGUACUAUGAACUUUGAUAAUCAUGUUGAUAAUUUUAGCUUCAAAUUUGUACAACUUAGAAACAUUCUUUGAGAUUAUAAAAUGUGAUCCAAUGACCUACUCCUAAAUUGCGGAGCAUUUUCUUACAAAGAAUUUUGGGUGAGUGAUUAACCCAUUACCCGAUAUACACGCCUUAAAACGUCUUUUUCACCCCCCCUUAUUGUUGUCUCAAAUGGUGAAAACAAUGCCUUAUUUAGGCUCUCAACACUUGUUUUUGUUUGAGAAAAGUUGUUUAAAUAAAAAAGUGACCCACUUUUCGGCAAGGCCCCCCCCCAACCAAAAGAUACAUCAGGGGUUGCCAGAAGCGGGAUGUGACCCCUUUUGUUUGGGGGUUUGAAGGUGGGCGGCAGUCCCCCUCAUCGCCAAGAAAAUGUUGGACAUGUGACAGGCUAAAACUGACCCCAGAUCGAUCAUGAGGUAACGUGUAACCUACGCUGAAAAGAAUUUGACUUUAUCUCAAUUCAUUGAGAAGUUGCAGCACUUUCAAAUCAAUUUUGAUGGAAAAAAUCAAUGCAAAAUAGUGAUUUUUUGGCAAUUUUGAGAUGUCUCCUUGUUGCCAUGGUAACAGGAAAUUUAAGCCUGGGAAUGUUGUUACAAAGGCAAUGGUUGAGUCAACAUUUGUACCAAGUUUGAUUAGUAUUGAAGAAGUUUAUAUAGUUUUAUAGCAAUUUGAACUUGUAACGGGAGACUUUUCAAUAAAAACAGCCAUUUUUUCAGAAAAUGCUCAUGAAGUAAUGGGUUAAAUAAGGUGAUCAUAAUGGUUAUUAUGCUAAAAUAUAAAAAUGAAAUAAAAUAUGUACACAAUUCUGUACAUACCUUUGGGCAUUAAAUACUAUUU
Messenger RNA from Ruditapes philippinarum (Manila clam), 4371 nucleotides. RefSeq names its product CAP-Gly domain-containing linker protein 1-like. The record is from RefSeq and is a predicted model, not a curated record. The transcript has 3 exons. Lineage: Eukaryota; Metazoa; Mollusca; Bivalvia; Venerida; Veneridae. The coding region runs from base 7 to 624 and encodes 205 amino acids.